Fusarium proliferatum ET1 is the source of this 213-nucleotide messenger RNA. RefSeq lists its product as uncharacterized. The transcript is spliced from 2 exons. The record is from RefSeq and is a predicted model, not a curated record. Lineage: Eukaryota; Fungi; Ascomycota; Sordariomycetes; Hypocreales; Nectriaceae. Bases 1 to 213 code for a protein of 70 amino acids.
AUGCAGUUCUCCAUUUUCAGCAUCCUGGCCAUCGCCACCGUUGCCAUCGCGGCUCCCCAGUCUGCCUGUGAAAACGGCGGCUUGUUUUACUCCGACCCAAAGACUCUUGAGCCCUGCAAGUCAGCCUGUGCUGGUGGAACUUGUGCUUUCCAGGGGACCUGCGAGACAGACCCUAACAUCCCUCUUCUCUGCUUGGCCAAGUGCACUUGCUAA